Molecule: messenger RNA, 2360 nt
Organism: Photinus pyralis (common eastern firefly)
Lineage: Eukaryota; Metazoa; Arthropoda; Insecta; Coleoptera; Lampyridae
Product: zinc finger and BTB domain-containing protein 14-like
Exons: 9
Coding region: 110-1873 (587 amino acids)
Biological process (GO): regulation of transcription by RNA polymerase II
Cellular component (GO): nucleus
Molecular function (GO): protein binding; DNA binding
Source: RefSeq, a predicted model, not a curated record
AUCAAAGCACCACUUCCUAAUAUUAGGCCGUUCCAGAUUUUGACUUUUGUUGUGUAAGGUAACUGCGGAAACCGAUCCAACGACAUUGCAACGGUCGGAGUCGGAUGCGAUGGAGGAAGUUUGGACUAGUCACCCGACUAAUGUCGCUACGUUUAGUAUUGAACUGGAGACCGGUAUGACUCCCAACAACGCCCUCCAUCUCGUAUGGGACAAUCACCUGGAAAACGUCAGCAACUUAUUUCAAGUCCUGUACCAAGACAACAAGCUAGUGGACGUAACGAUCGCGUGUCGCGACGGUCUCCUACGCGCCCACAAGCUCGUCCUAUCCGCGUGCAGUCCGUAUUUUGAACGAAUCUUCAAUGACAAUCCGUGCAAGCAUCCAGUGGUCAUCAUGCGCGGUGUGCAGUAUAACGAAAUGCAGAUGAUUCUCGAUUAUAUCUACAAGGGCUUCAUCGAUAUUCCGGCGAGCUCACUGAACAACCUAAUCUGCGUCGCUUCCGAGCUCGAAAUUAAGGGUUUCGAAAAUUUCCAAAAUAACGGAUACGACAAUCUUCCAUCGAACAGUCCGACGGAGCAGUUCACCAGGUACAAUAGCGAAGUUUCAAUAGCCACCAAGCGGGUAACCUCCAAAGACGAGGUCAAACAGACGUCCGCUUCGAUUUCGAACGCGCGAUUUAGUGACAAAAAGCCGAAUUUGCAAAAGUCGAGUAAUUUCAAUGACACCAGAAAUUAUGUGAAGCUCAACGGAAAUGGUGGUGAGUCGAGAACUUCCUUAAAAAUUGUCAGUGCAGAUAGUGCUCCAAAAGAGAGGCUUCCAUUAUUACAAGAAGAUAACCAAUGGUUUGAAACAGACGAUUCUCUAUUAUACGAUGAUAAAUCAUCUGAUGAAAGUGAUUGUGACUAUGUCCCGAAUAGGUCGUCUAGUGAUGGCGGACUACGUAAGUCGGCGCUAAUUUGCAGAAUCUGCUUCUACAAAUGCAAGUCCAAAAAGGAUCUAGUGUUCCAUCAGAAAACCCACAUCAUAACGGGGAAACCCCACAAAUGCGACUUUUGCCCCAGCAGGUCCUUCAGCCGUUCCUCCCACUUGGCGAGACAUCGACGCAUGCACACUGGCGAGAGACCGUUCGGCUGCAUGAGUUGUAACAAAAGCUUCGCGCGUCAAGACAAACUAAAGCAACACAUUCGAGCCAGUCACGAUCCAGACGGCUGCAGCUACGACUUUAUGCCACUGGAGCCGGUGUCGAUAAUAGCAACAAACGUACAACCAGUCAAUGCGCUUCCCCAAAUUGCCAAAGUUGAGUCUCGUUCGGACGAUGAACUGAGAAAGACUCCGUCGUAUCGCACUCUCGCGCUCCGACAGAUACAGCCAAAACCGGAAAUUAUAAAAAGGGUAUCGCCACAGGAAAAGUUUCGCGACGAGAUCGGCCAGCCGUCAGAUUUACUUACUGAGAAGCGACGCCGCGGUAGGCCACGAAAGCGUCCGAUUACAGAGAUUCCGGUCGUCUUCGGGCCUAAAAGGAAAAGAGGGAGGCCGCGGAAGGUUCCUAUUGUAACAGAAGAAACACCAAGUGUUCCAAAAAUUAAGGAAGAAUGCGCAUCGCCUACACCGCCCGAGGAAAUAGAAAGCGUCGAUAUACCAGAGAAAGAUCAGUACUCGUUACACAACGAACACACCGAGCAUAUAAUGAUAGAGCCGCUCAUCGAGCUUAACUCCGGAAUGCAACUGGCAAGCGACGAUAACGCCGUCGAUAGUUUAAGCAUAAUGCCGGCGAACUUAGAAACGUCGUGCAAACCCAUUUUGUUAUCAAAGGAUGUUACCAUCGAACCGAUCGAUUCCAGUUUAAUGGCGAAAAUUGAACAGAUCAGUCCUUAAUUCGUGUUCGUGAUUAGUUUCUUUGUCAAAGUUCCUUUGUUGCAAUUUAAGAUUUACGCAAAAAGAAAAGACUGUUAGUCCUUGAAACUGGAAGUCACUUGGUCAAAGUAUAAUUUAGUAUUUGCACUUACUUCAAAAUCGUUCCCAGGCGUUCUUUUUAAAUGAAUAAAUCUCUAUGUGAUACAGUUAAUUAAUCACUACUCUAGUCAAAUUAGAUGUUUGUAAGGAGAUCUUGACAGUCUCAUAUUCCCUGAACAUUUCUUUCCAAAUAUGCAUGCUGCAAUGAUUUCUAAUUUGACUGGAAAAAGUUUACAUUUCAACAAUUUGACUUAUAUAUUGUGUACAGUAAUUAGGUGGUAAUUAGAUAGUUUGCUAUUCGAAUUCAAUCCAGAAUUUAUUUUCCAUAUUGCAUCGAUUUAGAUAGUUGAAUUUGAACAGCCAUAUAUAUCAUAGUUUUAGAACUGAUAAUUAAUAUAAUGUGAUGUUA